AUGCACGCCCCCGAGCGUCCGCCAGCCCGCGCGCCCCCGCCUGCGCGCAUAUGGUGGUCCAACGGCAUCUUCUUCGUCGGCACUCAUCUCGCGGCCGUCGUAGCCGUCUUCUUACGGCCUCCGUCCGAGGUUCCUUGGCAGACCCUGCUGUUCAUGGUCGUUCUGUGGCAGGCAGCCUCGAUGGGUAUCACUGUUGGUUACCACCGACUGUACUCGCACCGCGCCUUCCGGGCAGCAUGGCCUGUGCGGAUGGCCGUCGCGCUCCUGGGGGCAAGCGCGUUCCAGGGAUCUAUCAAGGUGCGGUCUCUCCGGCAUAGACUGCACCACAGGUUUACGGAUGACCCUACCCACGAUCCUUACGCUGCAACGAAGGGCUUGCUGUGGAGCCAUGUAGGAUGGAUAUUUUACAAGUCCCGAUAUGAACGGCUGGAAUCGAUCGACCAAGAUGACCUAGAAGGCGACAUAGUCGUACGUAUGCAACACAAAUAUUACAUUCCGCUCGCCCUCAUGAUGGGGUUCGGUUUACCUAUAAUCGCCGGUUCACUAUGGAAUGAUCCGAUGGGGUCCUUCGUGUAUGCUGGCCUUGUGGCUAGACUGCUGAUUUGGCACUGUACAUUCCUGGUGAACUCACUCGCCCAUUGGGAUGGGCUCCAACCCUAUUCGGAUGACAACACGUCGAAGUCCAAUCUGGUUCUUGCGCUGCUGACAUGCGGAGAAGGGAACCACAACUUCCACAGUUUCCCCCAUGACUUCCGCUCGGGACCCUCGCCGCUCGACUGGGACCCCUCAAAAUGGGCAAUUAUCCUUCUGCGCUCGCUCGGCCUCGCAUCGGGCCUCCGCCGUGCUCGCAUGGAGGAAAUACGCGCAGCGCGCGAGUACAUGCUUCGUAAGAAGAUCACCCACAUUCACGUUCACGCGGACGGCACGCACGACCUAUACAUGAGCGGGAGCGAGGAAGAGGACGACGCGUGGGGCGGCCCGGUGUGGACGGUGGCCGAGCUCGCCGCCCACGCGCAGGAGCAGGGCCGCUGUAUCCUCCUGCUCGACGGGUACGCGGUCGACGCGUCCGAGUACCUCGCGGAACACCCGGGCGGCGCGCUGCUUCUGCGCCGAUACGCGAUCGGGGCCAGGACGAGCAAGGACGGGGCAGACGCGGAUGCAACCUCCACGGGAAAGGCCGUGCGCGACGCGAACUGGGCGUUCCACGGAGGCAUCAACAAGCACUCGCAGGCAGCACAGCGGCGCAUGCGCCAGCUGCGCGUGGCCAGGGUGCAGUAGGGAGCCAGCGACCGACAAACUCGCGUCGGGUCCGCCGCCGGAGGUGCUCAAUGGGGUGGCUGAAGAUCUGAUGCGCAUCUGCUCAGCGCAGGGGCGCCGAGGGGGUGCGAUGGACGCGGGGCGGCCAGACAGCAUCUGUCAUGUAGGGUAGGUAGACCGGGCAGGGGACUAGGGCGGAAGCAUUUGUGCAGAUCUCACGUCGAUGGAAUUCCUCCGUCGCCGCUCGCGAGAAGCCGCGCUCGGGUCGCCCGCGGUGGCGAGGUCGAGGUUCGGUUGAAGACGGUGAGAGGUUAACGGGGCCUGCCGGUAUGCGACUCGUCGG
This is a messenger RNA of Trametes versicolor FP-101664 SS1, 1600 nucleotides long. RefSeq lists its product as uncharacterized. Gene Ontology annotation, biological process: unsaturated fatty acid biosynthetic process. Gene Ontology annotation, cellular component: endoplasmic reticulum membrane. Bases 1 to 1278 code for a protein of 425 amino acids. Gene Ontology annotation, molecular function: stearoyl-CoA 9-desaturase activity; iron ion binding; heme binding. Lineage: Eukaryota; Fungi; Basidiomycota; Agaricomycetes; Polyporales; Polyporaceae. The record is from RefSeq and is a predicted model, not a curated record. The transcript is spliced from 12 exons.